This is a messenger RNA of Vollenhovia emeryi, 2489 nucleotides long. It is a transcript of the gene Edem1, whose product is annotated as ER degradation-enhancing alpha-mannosidase-like protein 2. The transcript has a single exon. The record is from RefSeq and is a predicted model, not a curated record. Lineage: Eukaryota; Metazoa; Arthropoda; Insecta; Hymenoptera; Formicidae. The coding region runs from base 115 to 2226 and encodes 703 amino acids. Gene Ontology annotation, molecular function: calcium ion binding; mannosyl-oligosaccharide 1,2-alpha-mannosidase activity. Gene Ontology annotation, cellular component: membrane; endoplasmic reticulum. Gene Ontology annotation, biological process: endoplasmic reticulum mannose trimming; mannose trimming involved in glycoprotein ERAD pathway; carbohydrate metabolic process.
GGGAUUGUUUUGAUUACGUGGCGAACGCGGGGCGCUCGUGGCUCGCGUCGCACCGCGUAACGUCGCGGGACAGGCCGGACGAUGCACGGUGACGACGGAGUCGGCGGCUGAGCGAUGAUUCUCCUGCGUGCGGGCUCGGUCCUCGGCUUGCUCGUCCUGGUGAGCGGCCUGCGGGAGUACGGGAGGCGGGAGCUGGCCGGGCUGCGCGAGGAGGUGCGUUCCAUGUUCGAUUACGCGUACUCCGGCUACCUGACGCACGCCUACCCGUACGACGAGCUGCGCUCGCUGAGCUGCGACGGCUUCGACACGUGGGGCAGCUUCUCCCUGACCCUGAUCGACGCCCUCGACACGCUCGCGGUGAUGGGCAACUACUCCGAGUUCCGCCGCGUCGCCGAGCUGAUCGGCAGCUCGCGCGCCAACUUCGAGGCCAACAUCAACGUGUCGGUGUUCGAGACGAACAUCCGGGUGGUCGGCGGGCUGCUGAGCGCCCACCUGCUGUCGCGCCGGGCCGGCGUCAGGCUCGAGCCCGGCUGGCCCUGCAACGGCCCGCUGCUGCGCCUCGCCGAGGACAUGGCCAGGCGGCUGAUCGCCGCGUUCGACACACCCACGGGGAUGCCGUACGGCACGGUGAAUCUCAAGUACGGCGUGCCGGAGGGCGAGACCAGCAUCACGUGCACCGCCGGCAUCGGCACCUUCCUGCUCGAGUUCGGCACCCUCUCCCGCCUGACCGGCGACCCGCUCUACGAGGAGGUGGCCAUGAACGCCGUCAAGGCGCUGCACUACUACAGAUCCAGCAUCGGCCUAGUCGGCAAUCACAUUGACGUCCUCACCGGCCACUGGACCGCCCAGGAUUCCGGCAUCGGCGCCGGCGUCGACUCCUACUUCGAGUACCUGGCCAAGGGUACGUUGCUGUUUCAGGAUCCCCUGCUGGCGUCGAUAUUCCAGGAGCACAAGCGGGCAAUCGAGAAGUACAUUCGCCGGGAGGACUGGCAUCUCUGGGUCUCCAUGACCAAGGGUCAGGUGACCCUGCCGGUCUUUCAGUCCCUGGACGCUUACUGGCCCGGCGUGCUGAGCCUCUUCGGCGAGAUCGGCGACGCGAUGAAGUCCCUGCACAACUACCACCGCGUCUGGAAGCAAUUCGGAUUCACCCCGGAGUUCUACAACAUACCGCAGGCCGAGGCGGGGACCAACCGGGAGGGCUACCCCCUCAGGCCCGAGCUCAUCGAGUCCGUCAUGUAUCUUUACAGGGCAACCAGGGACCCGUAUCUGAUCCAGGUGGGCGUGGACAUCCUCAGGAGCCUGCAGCACAGCGCCAAGACCACGUGCGGCUACGCGACCAUCAACGACGUCCGGGACCAUCGCAAGGCGGACCGAAUGGAGUCCUUCUUCCUCGCGGAGACCACCAAGUACCUGUACCUCCUCUUCGACACCGACAACUUUAUCCACAACACCGGCUCCGAGGGCGAGAUCAUCGACACGCAGUGGGGCCAGUGCGUGGUGGACGCCGGCGGGUAUAUCUUCAACACCGAGGCCCACCCGAUCGAUCCCGGCGCCCUGUACUGCUGCCGGCCGGCGCAGGAGAUCUUUCCGGACAAGAGGCCGAUCCUCAGGAGGUUCCUGCCGACGCAGGAGAACGCGCCGGACGCCGCCGCCGACGAUGCCGCGGACGACUCCUCGCCGAACGUGUCUUAUCGCGAGGUGGACGUCACCAGCGGGGGGGACCCAGAAGUGCUGCCGAUCGCGAUAGCGAAGCUGUCCGAGAUCAGACGGAUCUACUUCCCCGCGGUCGGGCGGAAGGACGCCGCUCUCAACGAGAGCGCCCUGUCGCCGAACGCCUCGUCGACGGACCCGUCGUCGGAUUCCGCCGGCCGCGAGGACGCGGAGACCUCGAAUCGAAGCGUCCGCUUGCCGACGGCCCAGGUCCUCGCGCCCUCGUCGGCGAUGUACAAGGCCGACGACAGCGAGGGCGUCGACGAGGGCUUCGAGUCGCCGAUACUGUCCGACGGGCGGUACGCCGCACCCGGACUCGCCGCGGAGGGCGGAGCGCGGCGCAACGCCACGCCGGGUCCCGCGAGGACCAGAUUCGAGCCGCAGAUAAUGCUGGAGAACAUCCGACGCGGGAAUCUCUAUCCGACCAACGUCACGGCGCGACACAACUAUCAGAUCUUGUCCUGCCAGGCUCAACCAUUCCUACAACGAAUGUCGAUCAUAGGAGAAUUUUUUUAGAGGAAGGAGAGGAGGAGGACCCCGUGGUCCAGGAAUGUACGCGGAUGUUGUGACAUUUCUCAAAGUAUUUUUCACACGCGCGUCUUUGUUACGAGACUGGAAGAAAUUGUACGCGGCACCGCUGACAUGGCCCGCGUACGUUGUACUUUAGGAUAUAUUCCUGUGAUAUAAUUGUUGUUGUAUAGUUUCUAAUAAAUAUGAAAUAUUGCAAGUGUCGCGGUCCUUUCACACUGGCGACUUUGCUCUCUCAUCUCGAGUGCGAA